AUGGCCUCAUUCCCUCGCGCCCUCCCGUUCCCCAUCCCCGUCCCCGCGCGCGUUUCCAUCAUCGCCCUUCUCGCGCUCAUCGCGCUCCUCCGCCAGGCGGAGGCCUACACCGAGCCGCCGAUCCCCGACGGGUGCAUCGCGGAGGUGGCGGAGGCCGACCGGGAAGCCGUGCGCGCGGUGUACGCGGCGCUGCCCGAGGGGAUGUUCUCCUGGCACGACGACAACGCGGCGCUGCCCGAGGGGGUGUUCUUCUGGGACGACGGCAUGUUCGACCAACACGGAAACGUCACGUACUGUUACAUUGUGCCCUCGCCCUGCGACUGGAUCUCCGACUUGAGCCCGUUCCAAUGCACGCCCGCCGGCCGCAUAACGGGCAUUUUUUCCGACCCGAGCCGCCAGGACAUGCCCGGGCCCGUUGGGAGCGGAGGAAGCUGCCCGCCCGGCGCGCUGUCGCCCGCCAUUGGCGACCUCGCGGAGCUCUCGUCGCUUGUUUUCCGCCACUCGUGCCUCGCCGGAAACCUGCCAGACUCCGUCACGCGCCUCCAGAAGCUGACGGAAAUCGUCAUGCCCGAAAACAACUUCUCCGGGCCCAUUCCGCCGGGCCUCUUCCGCCUGCCCGCGCUCCGCCACGUGGAUCUGAGCACACUCAGUACCGACCCGGAUUUUCAACUUCCGUUUCAAGGCCUAUCGGGGUCCCUUCCUGACGGGCCCGACGCGUACUCUUCGUCUUUGGAAGAGGUUAUCCUGUCCGGCAACGCGCUCUCGGGGGAGCUUCCGCGCGCCCUUCUCCGCGCGCCUGCGCUGCGCCAGUUGGACCUGCAGAGCAACAACUUCACGGGGGAACUCCCAGGUGAUGCGGGCGCGUAUUCGCGGAGCAUUACUGCGCUCAUCCUGCGCAACAACAGCCUGUCCGGCGCCAUUCCGCCCGCGCUGGCGGAGAUGACGGCGCUGGGGAAACUCGACCUGGGGGAGAACCGUCUAUCCGGCGCGGUGCCCGCUGCGCUGCGCGACUCCCUCAAGGCGCUCGACGAGGUGCGGCUCGACAGCAACGCGCUCACUGGGCCGUUCUGCGACGCGCUUCUGCCGGCACGCGAGCUCUGGCUGGGCUUCAACGACCUGGGCGGCGCCAGCGGCGGCGGCGGCGGAGGUGAGGAGGAGGAUGAGGGCUCUCUGCAGAGCUGCGUGCUUCCCGCGAAGCUACAGCUACUCAGCGCUCCGCACGCGGGGCUGCGGGGGGACGUUCCGCCCGACCUGUUCCUCGCGACGAACGCGCAGUCGGGGCGCAGGCUCUUUCGUGGGUUUAUGAUGGACCUGAGCCACAACAGCCUCUCGGGCAGCCUGAAAGCUUUCACGGUGCUUCCGUCCGGGGCUUUGGAUCUGUCGCACAACAACUUCUCCGGCGGCAUUCCCGAGGCGUUUUACAGAGAAUUUUCGCGCGUGGACCUGCGGUUUAACGACCUGCAGGGGCCGCUGUUCGACGCGCGCUCGGACUCGCGGUAUGGUCAUUGGAGUUACGACUGGGACGUGCUGCGCGUGAGCAACAACAGCGCGCGCAUGGCGGGCGCCGUGGGCGCGGGGUACCUCCCCGCGCCGGCGCCUGACGUGCGGACCUCCGCUGCGGAGACUGCUGCGCUGCUGGCGGUGCGCAAUGCACUUCUGGGGGAAGCCGCAGGAGGUGAAGCAGCGGGAGGAGCAGGGGGGGGCGCAGUGGCGAAAUCGGUGGCGGAUGGCGGAAACAGCUCGUGGGCGGAGAUACUGCGCAGCUGGGACGCGAGCAGCAGCAGCGCGUGUGCGUGGUACGGCGUGGGAUGCACGGAAGACGGACACGUGGACACGCUGCACCUGAUAGGCGCUUCUAAGGUCUUGCUGCACCCCAACUUCGUCCCGGAAUCGCCCGAAUGCUGGUACGACCAGUAUGGCGACCAGACAUGCGCGCACGACGUUCCGCCGCCUCCCAAUACGGUGUGGUUCUUCCUGCAGGGCCUGCAUGGCGGCAGCGCUAGCUCCGGCAGUGCGAGUGGGAGUCUGUCGGAGGCGUUGGGGCAGCUGACGCAGCUCACCUCGCUGCGCAUCUCCGGGCACGUUCUCUCCGGCGGCCUGCCGCCGACCCUCUCACGCCUCUCUCACCUCGUCGCUCUCGACCUCUCCUCCAACCGCCACCUCUCCGGCUCCAUCCCUCCGGGCCUCUUCGCCCUCCCCUCGCUGCGAGAGCUCUCCCUCCGCGGGAACAACCUCACGGGAGAGGUCCUCCCGACCACCACUGCAGCAGCAGCAGCAGCAGCAGCAGCAGCAGCAGCACUGUCUCUGUCACCGAGCUUGGAGAGUUUGGACGUGGGGGGGAACGCUCUGUCGGGGUCCAUUCCAGCUGCCGUGAGUCUUCUGGCGGGGCUGACGCGCCUGGCGCUGGACCACAACCGGCUGGACGGCAGCUUGCCAAGGGAGCUCGGCGCGCUCUGGAUGCUCACACACCUGCAGCUGCAGGGGAACGCCCUCCAGGGGGACGUCUCUGCACUCGCUGCCGCCUUCCCCCCCCCUGCUGCUGCUGCUUCUGCUGUUGCCAGCGAUGGCAGUACCGCCGACUCUGCUGCCUUGUGGGGCCUCCGCGGGGUGUUUCCGCUGCUGACCCGUCUAGACGUCAGCAGCAACGAGCUCUCGGGCGAUGUAGCCGCGCUCUUCCCUCUCCGGCCAUACCUCCACACGCUGAACGUCUCACACAACCGUCUCACGUGCAGCCCCAGCAAAGCCUCGUGGAGCACCACCUACAUGGACCUGUCACACAACCGCAUCCGCACCCCGCUGAAAGACCUCUUCGGGAACUCCUACGGAUUCUACUCGAGGGUGCUGCGUCUGUCACACAACCAGCUGUCGGGACCCAUCCCUGCCCCUCUCCUGGGACGCAUAUUGUCGGGCGAGUUGGACCUGUCUCACAACCUGCUCACGGGUUCAAUUCCUGCCGUCACAGCUUACACGGAGACGCUUGAUCUGUCGUACAACCAGCUGUCUGGAACCAUUCCCAAGCUCAUUGGCUCCCUGAAAUCUUGGGACUUGUCCCACAACCACCUCACCGGAAAAGUUCCACCGACACCGCCUGGCAUGGUGCAUCUGAACGUGAGCUGGAACCAGCUUGAUGGGAUUGCCACGUGGCAAGAUCAAGAUGGUCGGUGGUUGGAAAGUCUGGACGUGUCUCACAAUGCAAUGGCUGGAAAUCUGCCGGUUUUGGGUCACAGAUUUGGGCUGCUGAGCCUGACCUACCUGGACCUCUCCUACAAUACAUUCUCUGGCACUCUUUCAGAAAAGUCCUUCCCAUUUUGGGGGAACGUGACAGCUGCUCCAGCAAGGAUGGUGCAUACGUGUGGGGCAGAGGUUCGGCUGAGCCACAAUGAGCUCACUGGGAGCAUCUCUAGUUCCGUCUUCUCCGCGUGCCUCUCCCUGCUUGACCUCUCCCACAACCAGUUCUCUGGCCCCAUCCCAGUCCCUCCCCAAGGGAACAGCCAGAGCUCCUCCCUCGUCCCCCUCUCCCACUUGGACCUCUCUUCCAAUAAACUCACAGGAAGCAUCUCCAAUGCUCUUGUCACCGGCCUCACAGCCCUAUCCCACUUGGAUCUCUCCAACAACCUGCUCUCAGGCUCUCUGCCCCGCUCACUAGCCCUCGCCCCCGCGCUCACCCACCUGGACCUCUCACGCAACAAGCUCAAGGGCUCCCUGCCUGCCUUCUGCCAGGGCAAGCAGCGCCUCGCCUCUCUCCUCCUCUCCUCCAACGCUUUCUCCGGCCCCCUCUCCUCCCUCCUCCCCUCCUCCUCCUCCUCCUGCGCCUCCUCCCUCAUCUCUCUAGGCAUCUCCAACAACCAGCUCUCCGGCUCACUCCCCGAGUCCCUCUCACGCUUCACCACUCUGCACUCCUUACAAGCUUCGCGCAACCGCAUGAGUGGCAGCAUCCCUGCAGGGCUGGCGUCGCUGACAGCCCUGCAGGAGCUGGACUUGUCGUGGAGCGGGCUGUCAGGCACCAUCCCUGCGCUGCUGCGUGCUGCUGCCCCCUCCCUGCAAGUGCACCUCGCUGGCAACGCCCUCUCUGGCUCUGUCCCCCCCUCUCUCUCCGACCUGCCCACCUCCUGCUUCCGCCCCGGCAACCCCAAGCUCUGUGGGAAGCCCCUGCCUGACUGCAAGAAGCGCUCUACCAAGCCCAGGAAGGGCCGCGUCAUUAUGGCCUCAUUCCCUCGCGCCCUCCCAUUCUUCCUCCCCGUCCCGUCGCGCCUUGCCCUCAUCGCCCUCCUUGCGCUCAUCGCGCUCCUCCGCCAGGCGGAAGCCGCAUACACCGAGCCGCCGAUCCCCGACGGGUGCGUCGCGGAGAUAGCGGAGGUGGACCGGGAGGCCAUGCGCGCGGUGUACGCGGCGCUGCCCAAGAUGAUGUUCUUCUGGCACGACGGCAUACCGCAGUACAAGCUGUUCGACGACAGCCACAACGUCUCCUACUGCUGCGUCGCGCCCACGCCCGCUGGUGUCUCGUGCCGCCUCUGGUGCCCGCUCGAGUGCACGCCCGCCGGCCGCAUAACGGGCAUUUUUUCUGACCCCAGCCGCCAGGACAUGCCCGGGCCCAGCGGGAGCGGAGGGAGCUGUCCGCCCGGUGCGCUGUCGCCCGCCAUUGGCGAUCUCGCGGAACUCUCCUCGCUGGUCUUCCGCCACUCGUGCCUCGCCGGCGACUUGCCGGACUCCGUCACGCGCCUCCAGAAGCUGAAGAUUUUUGAAAUGCCCGAAAACAUCUUAUCCGGGCCCAUUCCGCCAGGCCUCUUCCGCCUGCCCGCGCUCCGCCAUGUGGAUCUCAGCAUGAUUAGUCCCUACCCGUACUUUCAAGUUGAAUCUGAAGGCCUGUCGGGGUCCCUUCCCGACGGGCCCGACGCGUACUCCCCGUCGCUGGAAACGGUAAUCCUGUCCGGCAACGCGCUAUCGGGGGAGCUUCCGCGCGCCCUUCUCCGCGCGCCUGCGCUGCGCCGGCUGGACCUGCAGAACAACAACAUCACGGGGGAACUCCCGGAGGAGGCGGGCGCGUAUUCGCAGAGCAUUACCGCGCUCAUCCUGCGCAAAAACAGCCUCUCCGGCGCUAUUCCGCCCGCGCUGAAGGAGAUUACGGCGCUGCGGAAACUCGACCUGGGGGAGAACCGCCUAUCCGGCGCGGUGCCCGCGGCGCUGCGCGACUUCGAGUCGCUCAAGGCGCUCGACGAGGUGCGGCUCGACAGCAACGCGCUCACCGGGCCGUUCUGCGACGCGCUGCUGCCGGCGCGCGAGCUCUGGCUGGGCUUCAACGACCUGAGCGGAGGGACCGCUGGGAGCAGCGCCAACGCCAGCGGCGGCGGAGGUGAGGGGGAGGAAGGUGGGGGCUCUCUGCACGGCUGCGUCUUGCCCCCGAAGCUACAGAUGCUCAGCGCGCCGCACGCGGGGCUGCGGGGGAGCGUUCCGCCCGACCUGUUCCUGGCGACGAAUGCGCAGACGGGGCGGAGGCCCUCCAUGGGCGGCUUGGGUAGGAUAAUCCAGAUCGACCUGAGCUACAACAGCCUCUUGCGCAGCCUGACGGCUUUCACGGUGCUUCCGUCUGGGGACUUGGAUCUGUCGCACAACAACUUCUCCGGCGGCAUUCCCGAGGUGUUUUUCAGCGGCGGCUUCUCGUGCGCGGACCUGCGGAAUAAUGAGCUGUCGGGGCCGCUGUUUGACACGCGCCGAGAGGCGUGGAAUUACGACUGGGACGUGCUGCGCGUGAGCGGCAACAGCGCGCGCAUGGCGGGCGCCGUGGGCGCGGGGUACCUCCCCGCACUGUCGCCUAACGUGCAGGCGUCCGCUGCGGAGACUGAGGCGCUGCUGGCCGUGCGUGAUGCGCUCCUGGGGAAAACAGCGGGGGGAGCAGCGGGGCGAACGGCGUUGGCGGAUGGCGAAAGCAGCUCGUGGGCGGAGACACUGCGCAGCUGGGACGCGAGCAGCAGCAGCGCGUGUGCGUGGUACGGCGUGGGAUGCACAGCAGACGGACACGUGGACACGGUGCACCUGGAGGGCAAUACCAACGUCUUCCUGCACCCCAACGUCGUCCCAGAAACGCCCCAUUGCGAAUACGACAAGUACGGAUUCAAGAUGUGCGGGCACGCGGAUCCGCCGCCUCCCCGCCAACUGCGGUUCUUCCUGCGGGGCCUUCCUGGCGGCAGCUCGAACAGCAAUGCGGGCGGGAGUCUGUCGGAGGCGUUGGGGCAGCUGACGCAGCUCACCUCGCUGCGCAUCUCCGGGCACGCCCUCUCCAGCGGCCUGCCGUCGUCCCUCUCACGCCCCUCUCACCUCGUCACUCUCGACCUCUCCUCCAACCGCCACCUCUCCGGCUCCAUCCCUCCGGGCCUCUUCGCCCUCCCCUCGCUGCGAGAGCUCUCCCUCCGCGGGAACAACCUCACGGGAGAGCUCCUCCCAGCCGCCACUGCAGCAGCGGCAGCAGCAGCAGCAGCAGCAGCAGGGGCGGAGGCGGCGGCGCCGCCGCUGCUGUCACCGAGUUUGGAGAGUCUAGACGUGGGGGAGAACGCUCUCUCGGGGUCCAUUCCAGCUGACGUGGGUCUUCUGACGGGGCUGACGCGCCUGGCGCUGGACCACAACCGGCUGGACGGCAGCUUGCCAAGGGAGCUCGGCGCGCUCUGGAUGCUCACACACCUGCAGCUGCAGGGGAACGCCCUCCAGGGGGACGUCUCUGCACUCGCUGCCGCCUUCCGCCCCCCUGCUGCUGCCAGCGAUGGCAGUACCGCCGACUCUGCUGCCUCCAGUGCGCCUGGCUUGUGGGGUCUCAGCGGGGUGUUCCCGCUGCUGACUCGUCUGGAUGUUAACAGCAAUCAGCUCUCGGGCGAUGUAGCCACGCUCUCCCCUCUCCCGCAACACUUCCACACACUCAACGUCUCUCACAACCUCCUCACGUGCGGUCCCGGCAACGCCUCCUGGAACGCCGACUACCUGGACCUCUCACACAACCGCAUCAGCGCCCCGCUUCAGGACCUCUUUGCGAAAGACGACAGCUUCGAUUCGAAAGUGCUGCGCCUGUCUCACAACCAGCUCUCGGGACCCAUCCCUGCCACGCUCCUGCGAGACACAGUGCAAGGAGAGUUGGACCUCUCACACAACCUGCUCACGGGAUCAGGAAAAGUGGAGCUUGCAUGCAAGUUACAGGCUCGGCUGAGCCACAAUGAGCUCACUGGGAGCAUCCCUAGUAUCGUAUUCUCCUCGUGCCUAUCGCUGCUCGACCUCUCCCACAACCAGCUCUACGGCCCCAUCCCAGACCCUCCCCAGAGGAACAGCCAGAGCUCCUCCCUCGUCCCCCUCGCCUACUUGGACCUCUCUUCCAAUAAGCUCACAGGAAGCAUCUCCGAUGCUCUUGUCACCGGCCUCACAGCCCUAUCCCACUUGGACCUCUCUGACAACCUGCUCUCGGGUUCGUUGCCGCGCUCGCUCGCCCUCGCCCCCGCGCUCACCCACCUGGACCUCUCACGCAACAAGCUCAAGGGCUCCCUGCCUGCCUUCUGCCAGGGCAAGCAGCGCCUCGCCUCUCUCCUCCUCUCCUCCAACACUUUCUCUGGCCCCCUCUCCUCCCUCCUCCCCUCCUCCUCCUCUUGCGCCUCCUCCCUCCUCUCCCUCAACGUCUCCACCAACCAGCUCUCCGGCUCGCUCCCCUCGUCCCUCUCGCGCUUUACCGCUCUGCACUCCUUGCUAGCGGCGCGCAACCGCAUGAGCGGCAGCAUCCCCGCAGGGCUGGCAUCGCUGACGGCCCUGCAGGAGCUGGACGUGUCGUGGAGCGGGCUGUCAGGCACCAUCCCUGCGCUGCUGCGUGCUGCUGCCCCCUCCCUGCAAGUGCACCUCGCUGGCAACGCCCUCUCUGGCUCCGUCCCCCCCUCUCUCUCCGACCUGCCCACCUCCUGCUUCCGCCCCGGCAACCCCAAGCUCUGUGGGAAACCCCUGCCUGACUGCAAGAAGCGCUCUUCCAAGCCCAGGAAGGGGAGGUUGUAG
Messenger RNA from Closterium sp. NIES-65, 8013 nucleotides. NCBI's taxonomy places the organism in Eukaryota, Viridiplantae, Streptophyta, Zygnematophyceae, Desmidiales, Closteriaceae. The record is from the annotation of a GenBank genome assembly.